Messenger RNA from Zingiber officinale, 4057 nucleotides. Its product is annotated as 1-aminocyclopropane-1-carboxylate synthase 3-like. Gene Ontology annotation, molecular function: transaminase activity; pyridoxal phosphate binding. NCBI's taxonomy places the organism in Eukaryota, Viridiplantae, Streptophyta, Magnoliopsida, Zingiberales, Zingiberaceae. The coding region runs from base 2350 to 3744 and encodes 464 amino acids. The record is from RefSeq and is a predicted model, not a curated record. The transcript has 4 exons. Gene Ontology annotation, biological process: amino acid metabolic process; biosynthetic process.
GUCUGGCGGUGAAUGACACGUGACACCUCCUCAUAGGCCGGCGAUAAAACCAAAGGGAUAAUGAACCCCGACUGUUAGCAUAUUCCCUGACACAUUGAUUAUUCUCUGAUAGGCAGUUACGAUUCCCUUGCUUGCUUGUCCAGUAGUGCCUGGCAUCCUCCGCUCGUGAUUGCUACGCUAGACCUUUACACUUCCUAACCUCGUUCUGAUAUCUUACUAACCCUGGUCGGACAUAACUUCCAGUCCUGUCCUUUGAACCUCGUCCUAUGUGUUUCCUGCUGCCAACCCUGACCGGUCUUGUCUCUUAUUGGCAUUACGUGUCGCGCCUUGUAUACUUUGGUUAUGUUUAUCCCUACUUUCAAGCUGUACGUCUGACUUCGUUUGUUCCGACCUGUACGUUUCCUUGCUCCAAGUAUUCUGAGCCAUAUGGCUAUAAAUCCUAACCUGCACGCCAAGUCUGUAUUCCGACUUGCUUCUAUUUAUUGUUAUCCAUGGCUUGUACGUUCCGACCUGCACGCCAGGUAUGUAUCCCAACCUGCUUAUAUCCGCUGCUAUCCAUGACCUGUACGUUCCGACCUAUACGCCCAAUCUGCAUACCGACCUGCUUCUAUUUGCUGUUAUCUCUGGCUUGUACGUAUCGACCUGUACGCCCGAUCUGUAUCCCGGCCUGCUGAUAUCCGCUGUUAUUCGCGGCCUGUACGUUCUGACCUGUACGCCAGGUCUGUAUCCCGACCUGCUUAUAUCCGCUGUUAUCCACGACUUGUACGUUCCGACCUGUAUGCCAGGUCUGUAUCCCAACCUGCUUAUAUUCGCUGUUAUCUACGGCCUGUAUGUUCCGACCUGUACAUCAGGUCUGUAUCCCGACCUGCCUAUAUCCGCUGUUAUCCACGGCCUGUACGUUCCGACCUGUACGCCAGGUCUGUAUCCCGACCUACUUAUAUCCGCUGUUAUCCACGACCUGUACGUUCCGACCUGUACGUCAGGUCUGUAUCCCGACCUGCUUAUAUUCGAUGUUAUCCACGGCCUGUACUUACCGACCUGUAUGUCCGAUCUGUAUCCCGACCUGUUGAUAUCCGUUGUUAUCCACUGCAUGUACUUACCGACCUGCACGCCAGAUCUGUACUACGCCAGAGGCCUUUCCCUCUACGCCUUUACAUGGCCUAUAGGCUAUAGGCCCACUUCUUAACUGUACUUGGGCUGUAAGCCCCAUUCUUGAUUGCUAUUCGAGGAUGGAUUUGGUCCAACUUGUAAGCAUAUCCUUUGACUGCCUCGUAAGCUAAGACUUGGACCAUAGCCACGCAAGCUUGACUUCUGACCUCCACGUAAACUUGACUUCUGACCUCCACGUAAGAUUAACUUCUGACCUCCACGUAAGUAUGACUUCUAACCACAUUCUUUUACUGAUCCCACCAUCAUGCACCGUAUCAUAUUACUAUAGUCUUAUGGUGUUAGAAAUUCACUAUUCUUCUUCCUGUUUCCGUUAGCUUUGUUUAAUCAUAUGUUUUUUUUCCUAUCAUCUUGGAAUAAAUUUAGCAUCCAACAUGACCGAGAGGGCGUACGUCCCUAUGUGUGUCCUCCUGGCCGUGAGUUAUACAGAAAGAGACAUGAACCCAAUUAAAAUUCCAAGUGGGAGCAAGUGUCUAAUGCCAAAUUUGCUCAUCAUCUGAUCUCAUGCCCUUUAAAACCGUGGACUAAACCUAAAACAAAGCUAGAGGAAGCUGCAGGGGAAGGACCUUGAGACGUCGAAGGCUUAGCGAUGUCAAUGUUAGCAUGAUUAUAUUAGUCUUCCUAAUCUCCAUGAUUAUUAUAUGAUUAGCCAGGCUAAACACAGCUCCACCUCCGACAAAGAUGACCUCGACACCAUCUCUGUUUUGACCGGAUCAUGGACUUGGGGUUCAGGAUGAUGAAACAGAGGAGCUCCCGUUGUCGGCGCGCACACAGGCACGGGAGUUACUUGGGUGGGUCUCUAUGUUUCACAUCAACUGUGAGUCGCCUCCGUGUGUUUCAACGGGUUCAUCAUAUAAUUAUACUCUGAAAUGAGAUGACGAUGGUCUGUCGACGGAGAAGACAAGCAUUCUUUUACGUGACAAAGAAAAGUGGAACAGCGAUUUCAAAAUGGAAAACUGGACGAACAUGUCCCAUCCUUUUCCAAUAUCAUGGGUCCAGAACAGACUUUUUGUCGGCAUGGUAAAUUUCAACCCCGAGUAUACUCGAGCUAAUAUCAGAAAGCCAUCUAUAAAAAGCUGCCUCUUGUGCUUCUAAUCAACAACCAAAUCUCCUCUCGCUCUCUCCUUCUUCUGUCUUCUCUCCGUCUUCUGGUCUAUACAUCCAUAAGCCGUACCUUAGAAAAUGAUCCAGAAGCUGCUCUCGAGAACCUGCAACACACACGGACAGGACUCCUCGUACUUCUUGGGAUGGCAGGAGUACGAGAAGAACCCCUAUGAUCCCAUUGCUAACCCUACGGGGAUUAUUCAGAUGGGCCUGGCAGAGAACCAGCUCUGCUUUGAUCUGAUCGAGUCAUGGCUGGAGAAGAAUCCUGGCCCUGCCGGCUUCAAGGAAGAUGGUGCACUAAUCUUCCGGGAGCUUGCUCUUUUCCAAGACUAUCAUGGCCUGCCUGCGUUCAAGAAUGCAUUGGUUAAAUAUAUGGGAGAAGUAAGAGGAAACAGAGUAAGGUUCGAUCCCAACAACCUGGUCCUCACUGCAGGCUCAACUUGCGCCAAUGAGAUCCUCAUGUUUUGCCUUGCCGAUCCUGGCGAAGCAUUCCUCCUACCUACCCCAUAUUAUCCAGGAUUCGACAGAGACCUCAAAUGGCGAACCGGAGCCGAGAUCGUCCCGGUGCACUGCUCCAGCUCCAACGGAUUCCGCAUCACUGCGGCGGCGCUGGAGGAGGCGUACCACCGGGCGCACAAGCGCGGCCUCGCCGUGAAAGGAGUUCUCGUCACCAACCCCUCCAAUCCACUGGGCACCGCCAUGACCCGGCGCGAGCUCGACGAGCUCGUCGACUUCGUUGUCGCCAAGGACAUUCACCUCGUCAGCGACGAGAUCUACGCGGGCACCAACUUCGCCGAGCCGGGGUUCGUGAGCGUCGCCGAGGUGGUCGCCGAUGGAAGGGCCGAGGCAUGCCGCGGCCGCAUCCACAUAGUGUGUAGCCUCUCCAAGGACCUCGGGCUCCCGGGCUUCCGCGUCGGCGGGAUCUACUCCGACAACGAGGCGGUCGUGUCGGCCGCCACCAAGAUGUCGAGCUUCGGCCUCGUCUCCUCCCAAACGCAGUACCUCCUCGCUGCGCUGCUCUCCGACGAGGCGUUCACGGCGGAGUACGUGGCGGAGAACCGGAGGAGGCUGCGGGAGCGCCACGACGCGCUGGUGCGCGGCCUGCGAGGGAUCGGGAUCGAGUGCUUGGAGAGCGGCGCAGGGUUGUUCUGCUGGGUGGACAUGCGCCACCUGUUGAGCGCCGUCACGUUCGAGGGUGAAAUGGAGCUGUGGAAGAAGAUAGUGUACAAAGUCGGGCUCAACAUCUCUCCGGGGUCCUCCUGCCACUGCGACGAGCCCGGGUGGUUCCGCCUCUGCUUCGCCAACAUGUCGGAGGACACGCUCAGCCUCGCCUUGAGUCGGCUUCAGACCUUCGUGGGCUCCUGCCGCAACCGCCCACACUGCAGCGGUGGCGAUGGCCGCACGAGAAGGCAGUUUUUGGCUCGGUGGGUGCUCCGGUCAUCGCCGGCUUCCGACCGCAAGUCCGAACGCUAGACAGAGAUGCUCAGAUCAUCAAUUGCAUGCGUAAUUAUCAAAUUCUUUAUAUUAAAUUAAUCUGUCUCUUAUUUAUUGGUUAUUAUUUUUUCCUCGGUGCACUUCCAUCGAUCUCAUUGAACAUUGGAAGUGACCAAGGUUGAUGCGUCAGAGUGUGAGUCUUUUGACUUCAAAGUUUUAGCUGAAGUUUAUGUCUCUCUCUUCCCGUCGUGCGUAGACAAAAGUAUUGUUUGUAAAAUGGGCGGGCAGCACUUGUGUUGUCCAAUCUGUAUUUUCCAGCUGGACUUCAAAUAAAGCAUUACUUAUGGUUAUA